UAGUCGAGUUUAGGCAAAGACAAUACUGUACGCUGUGAAUCUACAAUUUACCCAGAAGCAUAGGAGCUCGACGUUGUGCUCAACAAUGUACUUGGUUUCUAUCCUUUUUGCCAGUUUGGCCAUCACACCGCUAGUUCUUAAAACGUUCUUCCCUUACUUCUGGAAAGAUGCAUUUUACAUCGCGAACUUGGUUCGUAUUUUGCUGAAGCUUGUUUUACGGAGGAGAAGAAAACCGUUAUUUUUGGUUUUGGACCGAUUUUUGGAGCAGUCGGUCGCGCAUGCCGACAGACCGUUCAUCGUGUUUGAAAAUAAAACCUAUUCGUAUCUGGACACGGACAAAAGAAGCAACAAAAUAGCCAAUGCUUUACAGAGGCACUCGAAGCUGCGACCGGGGGAUACCGUGGCUCUUUUUAUGGGAAACGAACCUGCCUUCAUCUUCACCUGGCUGGCCCUGGCCAAACUGGGAUGUCCCGUUGCGUUUCUCAACCAUAAUAUCAGAUCUAGAUCUCUGCUGCACUGCUUCAACUGUUGCAGCGCCAAGCUGCUCAUAGCAGCCGAAGAGCUGCAGGAAGCGGUGGAGGAGGUGCUUCCAUCCCUGAGGGAGCAGGGUGUGUGUGUCUACCUGAUGACUAAACAGUGUGACACACCUGGCGUGGAGGGGUUCUCUGACCAGGUGGAGGGAGCAUCGGACACACCUCUCCCUCAGGCCCUCCGCUCAGACAUCACCUUCAAAAGCCCUGCUGUCUACAUCUACACCUCUGGGACCACAGGUCUGCCUAAAGCAGCAGUGAUUAAUCAGAACCGGAUGCUGGUAGCCCUGUCCGUGCUGGACUCCACCGGUAUCAAACCAGGUGAUGUCAUCUACCUCAACCUGCCCCUCUACCACACCGCCGGCUUCCUCAUCGGCUUCAUAGGAUCCAUCGAGACAGGCUGCACCAUCAUUCUGAGGAGGAAGUUCUCAGCCUCGCAGUUCUGGGAUGAUUGCAGGAAGUACAACGUUACGGUGAUCCAGUACAUAGGAGAGGUGUUACGCUACCUCUGUAACACACCCAAGAGAGACAACGACAGAGAGCACAAAGUCAGGCUGGCCAUUGGUAACGGUGUGAGAGCAGAGAUAUGGAGGGAGUUCCUGAACCGCUUUGGGAGCGUCUACGUGAGGGAGUUUUAUGCUUCAACUGAGGGCAAUGUGGGAUUGAUCAACUACACCGGGAAGAUAGGAGCUAUCGGACGAGUCAACUACCUGCACCGGAAGCUGUUUCCUUAUGCUCUGAUUAAAUACGACACAGAGAGAGAUGAACCAAUCAGAGACUCUACCGGACUGUGUGUAGAAGCUCCUAAAGAUGAAACAGGACUGUUGGUGUGCAAGAUCACAGACAGUGCUCCUUUUGUUGGAUACGCUAACAGCCAGCAGACAGAGAAGAAGAGACUGAGAGACGUGUUUCAGAAAGGAGAUGUGUACUUUAACAGUGGAGACCUGCUGAAGAUAGGCCAGGACAACUUUAUUUACUUUCAGGAUCGAGUCGGAGAUACAUUCAGGUGGAAAGGAGAGAAUGUGGCCACAACUGAAGUAGCUGACAUCCUCACCCUGAUAGACUUUGUCCAAGAGGCAAAUGUCUACGGUGUUCAAGUACCAGGCAACGAGGGCAGGAUAGGAAUGGCUGCCGUCACGGUGAAGCGGGGAGAACAGUUUGAUGGCAACAAAACGUUCAGCCAUGUAGCCAGCUACCUACCGGCGUAUGCACGGCCCCGCUUCAUACGCAUCCAGAAUGCGGUGCAGGUGACGGGGACCUUCAAGCAGAUGAAGGUGAGGUUAGUGGAGGAAGGUUUCGACCCGGCAGGCAUCACAGACCCUCUGUAUAUUCUACAGGAGAGAAAUCAGAGUUACACACCAAUGACUGGCCAGAUCUACGGCUCCAUAGUGGCAGGCAUCAUCAAGCUGUGAACAGAUCUAUGGUGAUACUACUCCUGGGUCCUAUUCAUUAGGACAUGCAAUUGAAAAUGUUUCAAAAAUGUUUUGCAACGGAAAACAAAAAUGAGCAUUACUUAGUCCCUCCCUGUUUUAGUCCACGCCAGCCCUCAUUCUUUACCUGCGCAUCGUCUGAGACCGGCCACCCGGACAGCUAAUGACAUUUAGGAGUAUUUCUGUCCGUAAUAAAGCUCUUUUGUGUGGAGAAUCUAAUUCUGAUGGGCUGGGCCUGUGUUGAAGUGAUUUAAAUGUUGAAAGAUAAUGAUGAAAUAAUUCCACUCUGAAACCUUAUAACUGUAUGAAAUUGAUUAGAAUCAUACAAUUAUUAUCUGAUGGUUUUGUGUAGUUUUAGUCAGUAAAAUUAUAUAUCUGUGAGUGUAGUUUUAGUCAGAAUUAGGGUUAAACAAUAUAUCUGUACAAUAUGUCUUUAGAGUAUCUUAAACACAGACUCUCUGAGCAAAAUUCAGUGCCGACCUGGCUAGAGGUUUGGGAGAGGACAAGGAGUACUUCUCAAGGUCUCCCUAAUCUUUGUUGGCUGGGUAAUGAUACAGUAUGUGUGUAGGAUACCUACUGUUUGUGUGUGAAAGUAUGUGCGUAGGAUACCUACUGUUUGUGUGUGAAAGUAUGUGCGUAGGAUACCAACUGUUUGUGUGUGAAUGUAAGUGCAUAAGGAGCCAGUAUAAAAUGAAUGGUUUUGUACAACGGACUAGCGCUGUCAUGAAUAAACAUUUUGACUAUCAUA
Messenger RNA from Oncorhynchus masou masou (cherry salmon), 2708 nucleotides. Its product is annotated as long-chain fatty acid transport protein 2-like. Bases 86 to 1942 code for a protein of 618 amino acids. The transcript has 10 exons. The record is from RefSeq and is a predicted model, not a curated record. NCBI's taxonomy places the organism in Eukaryota, Metazoa, Chordata, Actinopteri, Salmoniformes, Salmonidae. Gene Ontology annotation, molecular function: long-chain fatty acid transmembrane transporter activity; long-chain fatty acid-CoA ligase activity.